AUGGAGGACCGAUCAACUGGAGCCUCCGGCUCGCCAUCUCCUCAGCCAGACCUGCACCGGAACCGAUUGCCGACUCUGUUUGAGGUCUUGAGCCGUCGAACUCUGCCGCCCGUCGACCUUUUCUCUUUCUACAUUUUCAUGAGAGAUCAGCAAAAAUCCGUCGAUUACCUCGAUUUCUGGCUCGAUGUUGCACAGCACAUGUCCUUGUGCCGCCACUAUGUGCGCGAACUUCGCAGAUCCGUCCUGGUUGGCACGCCCGACUUGGAUAAGUCAGGUUCCAAGCGAUCUUCCCAGAUCUUGGAUGGACUUGGUGACAUGAGCCAUUCCGCCGCUGGCCCAUCGAUGUAUGCGACUGAGAAGGAGAAGAACCAAGAUGCCCAAAUGUCGGCCUACCUGAGAGAAGAGGCCCAAGACUCCCCUCAAAGCAGCACUGGAGAGCAUCGCAGCCGUCCCAGUGGGGCUUUCAGCACCCCGCGCGAUCUUACGACGGAUUCCAACUCUCCCGCACACACUGUCGCGAGACAAGACAUCCGGGCAUCGGCGGAGAAGAUCCUCUACACGUUCCUCCUUCCGGGCGCCGAGCGUGAGAUCAUUCUUCCGGGUUCCAUUACUCAAGACGUCACGACCUCCAUUGAGGACUUUGGUAGAGACGAUCCAGAGGUGUUUGACGUUGCCAAGGACUACGUCUUUCAAGCUAUGGAACGCGAUGCCUUCCCCAACUUCUUGAGAAUGAAGGCCCUUGGCAACCUCAUCCCGACGACUCUUCAGAUCAGAAUGAUUGUUGGUCUUCUGGCCAUGUUUGGUGGCUUCUGGGCUGCCUUCAUUCUCAUCUUCCUCAAUGCCCCUCGAACUACCCGAUGCUGGCUGAUUCUUCCGUUCACCGUUGGUGUCUACUUCCUCGCAUCAUACCAGUACUCUCUGGACCCCGUCCUCGCUCUCAUAGGCCUCAGCGAGUACACGCCGUUCAACUUCUCUCGAAUUCGUGAGCCCUACGUUCGUAAGCUCCUUGCUAAGCGGUCCAUCAUGGUCCUUGCCGUCACAUUUUUGAUCGACGCUGCGCUCUGUGUGCUUUUCAUCCUUGUCCCCGGCAAACGGCUGUAA
Messenger RNA from Colletotrichum phormii, 1101 nucleotides. RefSeq names its product RGS domain-containing protein. Gene Ontology annotation, biological process: intracellular protein localization. The transcript has 3 exons. Lineage: Eukaryota; Fungi; Ascomycota; Sordariomycetes; Glomerellales; Glomerellaceae. The record is from RefSeq and is a predicted model, not a curated record. The coding region runs from base 1 to 1101 and encodes 366 amino acids. Gene Ontology annotation, cellular component: plasma membrane.